Messenger RNA from Drosophila grimshawi, 766 nucleotides. RefSeq lists its product as uncharacterized. The transcript is spliced from 2 exons. NCBI's taxonomy places the organism in Eukaryota, Metazoa, Arthropoda, Insecta, Diptera, Drosophilidae. Bases 90 to 653 code for a protein of 187 amino acids. The record is from RefSeq and is a predicted model, not a curated record.
CAAUGAGAAGCACAAAAUAUUCAGCCUUAAGUUAUGGGCCCCAUAACUACACCACACUGAUACAUUAGCGAACAGCCUAACAAACUCACAUGAUUUACUCAAAUUCGAAACAUUUCAUACUCUCAUGUGAGCAGUUUAUGAUGAGCAGGGAUUCGUUCAAGCGGCAGUUGAAGUCUAAUAAUGGAAACGUUGGACUGUGGCAGUCUAAUGCCAGAAAUUGUAUGCUCCUCAGUUUUUGCAGCGAGCAUCGUCAAAACCAGGCCGAAAUCAAGAUAUUAAACUUAUUGAAGCACAAUGCAAAGAGCGCUAGUAAUAUUCACACCGACAGAUUUUGUCCGAAAGAACCCACAGAUGCUCAGAUUAUAUUUGGGAACUGUGAUUGCGAAAAGUUGUUCUGCAAGCAUGGGUCUUGCAGAAGUCACUGGGAUAAUUCACGCAUUCAGUGGCUAUGGAAAUUGGAACAUCAGCCCUGGGAGCAGCCAAGUAGACGCAGCAGAUCAUCAGCUCCACCAGCUAUUGAAUUGAAUAGGGCGACUAAGGUGCGACAGAAUGCCAGAAAUGGAUGUUGGAGCUGGCUGCUUCGCAGCUGUGGCUGUGCCUCCGAUACGGAGAGUUUGGAUGUGCCCUUUACUCAAAGAUCUAUUCGUGUGUAAUUUACAGUUUUCGUCAACUCGUUUCGCUUUCAACUCUCUGUGAUAAGAUUGUAAAUUUCCCUGACACACGUUUGUAAUGAAAAAUAAUAUAUAUUUACGAAUUCAGGCGAUAA